UUUAGACACCGCAACAUUGAUCUGCUGCUUUGUGUGCGUUUUUCGGAUGAUGAUUGUCUGAAGUCUGUUAAUUAAUUAUAUCGAAAAGAUAUUUUAUCUGUCAAAAGAAUAAAAUAUGCAGUGGUUGGCGAGUUUUGAAAGUUCUUUUCAUCUCUACGAUUCUACAGUUUUUCUUAUUGUUACAAUCAUUGGAUUAGCUGGAUUUUGGUGGUCUUUAAAUAUUGCAGAUUUCUGCAAAAACACAGCGAAAACAAUUAAAUUAGCUGCCACAUUGCCUGGUCCACCUGUUUUUCCGUUGAUUGGCAAUGCAUUAAAGUUGGCAUGUUAUCCAGAAAAAAUAUUAGAUAGAUUUCUUGAGCUGGCGCGUAACUAUCAGACACCAAUGCGAUUUUGGUUGGGACCACAAAUACUAAUAGUUUUAUCUGAGCCACGUGAUUACGAGGUAAUAUUAGGCUGUCGAGAGGGAAGUUACAAACAUGAAAUAUAUCAUGUUGCCAAGCCUCUGUUUGGCCAAGGUUUACUUACAGGAUCAGGUCCAAGACACAGAAAUCAUCGAAAAGUGAUAUUACCUAUGCUAAAUAACAAAGCUCUAACUGAAUACUUUGCAUAUUUUAAUAAACAUAGCUUGUUCUGCUCAAAAUUGCUUGAUAAAAAAGUAAAUACUGGACCGUUCAAUAUUCAUGAAUUUAUGACGAAUUGCUCUUAUGAUAUCGUUUUUGAAACUAUCCUAGGAUUAUCGGCAAAUGCACAAAAAGAGAAGCCAAGAGAAAUUAUUCAUUGGAUUAAAACUAUGCAUGAGCUUAUGUAUACGAGAGCUUUUAAAGUGUGGUUACAUCCAGAUUGGUUGUACUAUCGAGUCAGCGCUGGAAAAAAGCAAAGACAAUCUGAAAUAUUUAUUCGAAAUUUUAUAGAAGAUGCAGUAGCUCGGACAAAAGAGCGGUAUUAUGCUGAGAAAAAGAAAGGCAUCUCAGAGAGUACAAAGUUUGUAUUUCUUGAACAGUUAGUCGAUUAUGUAAUUACGAAUAAUUUUAUGACUAACAGUGAAAUGUGCGAAGAACUUUUUACAGUUUUCUUAGCCGUAGAGGACACGACAUCUUUGUGCACUUCGUUUGCAUUUUUAAUGUUGGCAAUGCAUCCAGACAUUCAAAUUAAGGUGCGCGAAGAAAUACAAUCAGUCAUAGGAGAUAAAUCGAUGAAGAUCGAACAUCUUGCAAAUCUAAAAUAUCUGGAAAUGGUCAUCAAGGAAUGUUUGCGACUUUUCCCUAUUGGACCAAUCUUACUUCGACGCUUAGCAGGAGAUGUUGAAUUAGAAACGUGCACUUUACCAAAGGGAUGUGCUGUAUUGCUGGCACCAUUCGUAACUCAUCGUAGUAAAAAAUUUUGGACUGAUCCGGAAAAAUUUAUUCCCGAAAGAUUUUCAACGGAAAAUUCAGUUGCGAGACAUCCAUUUGCGUACCUUCCAUUCAGCAGCGGUAUACGCGGAUGCAUCGGUCAAAAAUAUGCGAUGAUGGUUUCGAAAACAAUAAUCGUUAACAUCAUUCGGAGCUUUCACCUGUUCACAGCCGUAACCCUUGAAACUCUUAGUUUGAAAAUGGACGUAUCCGUUCGUUCGAAAGACGGUUACUUUGUUUCAUUGACGCGCGUAUCGUAAAUUAACGCCAUGUAACAUUUCUUUUCCUAUGAACUAUUUAUACUAUGAACAUCACGAGUGUUACUUUACAACUUUUACAGUAAAAGAAAUAGAUUUCCAAAUGUUUGAAAUAUGAUUUUCUUCUGUAGUUUUAUUUUCAGAUGUGGGGAUUUAGUGCGUACGAAGGGGGAAAGUGUAAGCAGAUGCAUACUUACUGAACAUUAUCAACUCGUGCAGUUACCUAGUGCUAAUUGAGCGGCGGUUGUUCUAACACCCCUUGGCAAAAAGUUGACGCACUCGUAUGGGCACGAUCAUUGUUUCGCACUUAAGGUGCCGACUGCAGGUGUCGGCAGACUGAUACACGUAACUCAUUCACACGAACAUGCAUACUUCGUACUUACACCUACGCGCAUAAGCCCCGUUUGCAGAAUUAAAAAACUAAAGAUAUAUUAGAGAAUAUACAAUAGAUUUAGAACGCGAUAGUCAUGUGAAAUUUAUAAAUCUUGUAAACAGAGAAUAGAUUAGAUAAAACUUGAUCUGUGGAAUGCACCUACACAGAUAAGACCUGCCUGUUCGUAUCUAGUUUCGUGUCACUGUAUAGUUCAGUUUAGUGGCUUCCCGGCCGCCUGGCUGUUGGUUGUUAGGAAGUGUUACGGAAAAAAGUCACCGUUGAGUGAGCGCUUUUUUUUUCAAUUUAUUUUUCAAAUCAAUUAUUUAUGAGAAAUAUCUAAUUUUCGCUUAAAUAUUAUGCAUACAUCAUUAAAAAAAAUAUGAAUUGGGCGUGCUGUGAGCGAUUGAGACAAGAUUAUUAUCAAUCUACCUGUACGUACUUUUUUUAUAAUUUUAUAAUAGGAACG
Messenger RNA from Phymastichus coffea, 2487 nucleotides. RefSeq names its product cytochrome P450 4C1-like. The record is from RefSeq and is a predicted model, not a curated record. Lineage: Eukaryota; Metazoa; Arthropoda; Insecta; Hymenoptera; Eulophidae. The coding region runs from base 116 to 1651 and encodes 511 amino acids. The transcript is spliced from 12 exons. Gene Ontology annotation, molecular function: iron ion binding; heme binding; oxidoreductase activity, acting on paired donors, with incorporation or reduction of molecular oxygen.